AUGUGGAUUCUUGAUUCGACCGGUGAUUUUCUGGAAGGGAAGCGCGUGUGGCUGCGGCCUGGAAAGAAGUAUCUAUUCGGUCGAUUCUAUCGAGACGGAGUCCGCCAUGCUGUCAACCACAACUCGAUAUCCCGCAAGCAUAUGACCAUUGAAAUCUCACCGGUCACUCCGAAAGAUGGGUUAUCACCACUAGCGCGAUCCAACAUCACUAUAACCGAUUUAGACUCGAAGAAAGGAACAGUCGUUGAUGAAAAGAGAAUCCAGGGAGAAUACAAAUUGGAGAAGGGCGAUGAGCAUGUCAUCCAGCUCGCGAAAUACCAGCAUGCGCUCCGGAUCAAAUGGGAGCCUGUGGUUCUAACCUUGUCAGCCUCCUCCAAGCAGGUGCGAGGUGAAGAUCCUCUAGCCCAUGUUCGCUCGCGUCUAGAAGACCUCGACAUUAAGACCGUCAUGGAUUAUAUUGUCGAUCACACAACACAUGUGGUACAGCGCAAACGGAAUACAGCCAAGGGUCUUCAGGCACUCGUCAACGGGAAAAUGAUGAAUCACUCUGUCCUCUCGAAACCGACUUCGAAUCGGCCUGGCCCGAUCCAAAUCAACACCUCCCGCCUCCCGGGAAAGAGCCAACUCAGCGUCCCCCCCGCUGCUUUCGCUCCAAAUUCUGCACGUCUUAAUGUCUUCGAGGGAUAUACGUUCAUCUUCGGUGAUCCAGCCCAGUUUGAAAAUCUGCAAGGUCCAAUCAACAAUGGCCAAGGAAAAGCGCUUUUAUACGAAAUUGAAGAUGGGGUCACAACUGCCGCAGAUAUCGUUCGGUUCAUGAAAAAAGCCGCAGGACGGAAAGGCGUGGGCAGCGAGCGGCAUGCUUCCGGUGGUGUCGUUCUUGUUCGCUUUCGAUCAAAAGGAGACCUCGAACAAUGGUCCAUUGACGUCGGUAAUGAAGUUGCUCUGAUGACCGACCAGCGCGUGAUAGAGCAACGAGAGUUCCUUGACGCUAUCCUUGGAAAUGAUGCGUCACCCCUCUGCCGUCCCUUGCCCACGGAGGAGGGCUCUAGUCAGAUCUCCGCAUCUACACCAGCGAUCGAGCCUGCACAAACCAGCCAACCAGGAAUCUCCGUCGUGUCCGGACCGGUAUCGGUAGCGCCCCCUGAUCCUGAGCCUAGCCAGCCCUCGACAGCUCGGGCGAAGACACACCGUGUGCGUGCAUACGUCAGUAAAAUGAAAACCUUCGAUGACGGAUUCGACAUGGAAUCUGUCCCAGUGUAUGCGCCUGAAGAAGAAGAGGACACCACCAUAAUCAACUCCACUCAGACCGUGGAUGUCGAAACUCAAGCGCCGUCCCAAGCAACCCAGCCCCUGGAUACAGUAAAGGAGGAGCUAGAGGAUCCCGUCACUGAUCUUCUUCCGGGCGCCCGUGCAAUGAAGCGCCGUCGUGCAGAGAUGGCUCGCCAUCAAACAGAGGGAGAGGCCAUAGCCCCUGAACCCGAGGCCCCCAAACGCAAGCGACCUAAACUCGACGUGCUCGAAGCCGCCCGGAAGCACCGAGAAGAUGAAGAGCAGCAACGCAAGGCCGAGGAAGACUCACAUCCAGCCGACUUUGGUGAUGUGGAUGUGGACCAAUUGAAGAACCUGGCCAUCGUGGAAGAAAUGGAGAUUCCCGUCCGGAAUGCACCAGCGCGCGAGGAGGAAAGCUCGGGGCGUUGGAACGAUCAAUGGAAUGGGCGCAAGAACUUCAAGAAAUUUCGGCGUAAAGGCGAGUCGCGUACUCGAGCUCGUAUUCAGACGGUAAUCGUUCCUCUAGAAGAAGUGACCCGCAAAGACUAUGGUAUCGGCGAUCACUAUUGGGGCAGCAAUUCCGCUGAGACGGACUCUCGAAUCGAACCUGAAGGUCCGGAUUCUGAGGAUCAUCGUGAUGAAGUUGCCCCAUCACGGCCCGAGCUAUCAGCGACUGCCCGCACCUCGCCUGAACCGACUCCAGACCCAACUCCAGCUCGGCGCCCGAAGAGGGCUCGCGAGGAGCGCGAUUCGGAUAGCGAUGAUGGACUUCGUUUCCGUUUCAGGCGUAAGCGUUAG
This is a messenger RNA of Penicillium mononematosum, 2067 nucleotides long. RefSeq names its product DNA damage response protein RcaA. The record is from RefSeq and is a predicted model, not a curated record. The transcript is spliced from 6 exons. Gene Ontology annotation, cellular component: Mre11 complex. NCBI's taxonomy places the organism in Eukaryota, Fungi, Ascomycota, Eurotiomycetes, Eurotiales, Aspergillaceae. Gene Ontology annotation, biological process: mitotic G2 DNA damage checkpoint signaling; double-strand break repair via homologous recombination. Bases 1 to 2067 code for a protein of 688 amino acids. Gene Ontology annotation, molecular function: protein binding; damaged DNA binding.